AAACUUAGAAAGGUGCUAUUUUGGAGAUUUGCCCUAAAUUCUAAGCAUAUGCAAUUUUUUGUUAUAAAUAUUUAAUAUAUUUUAUUUUUCUUUAAAAAUAAAAUAUAUUAUUAUUAGCUAUAUAAUCAAAAAUUAAUUUUUUAUUUAAUUCAACCAAUUUACACAAUAUAUAUACAACUACUUAAUUGCCUAGACCUUUUUUGAACUUUAAUUUCUUAGAUUUCUUACUUAAUACUUCUUCUGUUUCUAAAUAACGCAUAUUUUAGAUUUUUUACAAAUAUUAAAAUAAAAUAUUUAACUAUCAAUGCAUUAAUUUUUUAUAAUUAUAAAAAUUUUCCAUAAAUUUAAACUAAUAGCAAUUAAAUAAAUCCAAAAUUUAUCAAUUAACAUUUCUUGUAGUUUACAAUUCAUUAUAUUAAAAAUACAUAGAAAAUCUAAAACAUUGAUCUUUUAGAAACAAGUAAAAAAUGCAAGAACAUGCAUUAUUUAGAAACAAAGAGAGUAAAUGACAAAGACUUUUUAACACUAGUAUAAAAUGAUUGUUUAAAUAGACAUAUAUAUAAUUCACCAUAUUUGAUAUUUUCUACAACAAAUAAAUCAUAUAUAAAACUUACUAGUUUAUAACAAUAAAAUUAGAAUAAAUUCCACAAACAAUAUUUUUAUGAAAUAUAUAUAUAUAUAGUUAAUAGGUAAGAUUAUAUGAUAUUUAAUGGUAAAUGUAACGAAUUAUCAAUAGAAAAAAUGGUCGUGUAAUUUUAAAUUAUAUUUAAUUGAUGAUUAGGUUGCAAUAAUAUGAAGAAAUUCUAACUUUACCUCAAUUUUGAUACUUUAAAUAUGGAGAAUUAUAACUUUACCUAAAAUUUGAUAAUGAAGUUACAAUAAUAUUAUAAUAGGUACAAAUAGAAUUGUCAAAAUAUGUUUAAGCUAAUAUAUAUAUCCAAACCAAUCCAACAUCUUAAUGGGUAAAAGAUUUUGUAUGUUAAUGAAUAAGUAGAUUUAAUGGAUCAGUAGAUUUGAUAAGUUUGAAAAAAUUCAUAAGUUAUGUUUAACUUAAGAUUGUUGGACUGCUUCAAUCUAUAGGAUAGUUAUAUAGUUUUGAAUGUAUUUAUGUUGAUGCAAAGUGGAUAUUGCAUAGCACAAUUUUGUAAUUAUGUGAUAUGAUUCUUCCGCACAUGAGUGAUUUAACUAGUAAAGUUCAUUAUGUUUAUUUUUUAGGUCAAAAUGCUUUAAAAAUGGGAAAUACAGAGAAAAAUGUUCACUUUUUUUGUCAGCAAAUGUUCUCUCUAAAAGUAGAUAAUGUCAUAGCUAAUGAUUGUAUGCAAGAAAUUUUGAAGGAUAUGCUGAAUUUGGAUGAUAAUAUGGUGUGCAAAAGGGAAAUUUUUUUUAUGUGCGCGGUAAUUUGCUCACAUAUUAAAUUUUAUAGUACAAGAUGGUUUAGAUGUUAUUAGUGGUGCAUUGUCUAAGAUUCAAGAUACUGUGGAGUAUUUCAAAACUUCAACAUAAAAAAUGAUUGUAUUCUCAGAUUGUAUAAAAAGUGAUCAUAGAUGGAAUUCAACUUACUUGGCGUUUGAUUAAGCUUUGAAGUAUGAACAUGAUUUAAAUAGGUUUAAAGUGGUUGAUAUAAGCUACAAACAUUGUCCCAAAAAAAUGAAAAAGGACAAUAGUUAUCUAUGAGAUUUUGAUUUUAUUUUACUAAAUGACCACUCUAAUGUCUAGGACAAUUUAUCUAACAUCAAACUUAUAUUUGGAGGAUGUCUGGAAGAUUCAAUGUUUGUUAGAAUUGAACAUGAGUAGUGAAAAUAACAUCGUUAGAAAGAUAAUUUCUAAGAUGAGAAAAAAGUUUGAUAAAUACAGGAAACAAUAUAACAUUAUUCUUGCAAAUGGAUGAUGUAUUUGAUCCUAAGAUAAACAUCAAAAUUUAGAAUCGUUGUUAUAAUGAGCUUGAUAUAUUCACUUCCAAAGCAAAGAUAGAACACCUUAAGAAUAAGCUUUAUAAACUUUUUGAAGAGUAUAUAAGAAAAUUACCUCAUAUUGUGAGUUUUAUAAGAGUAAGCUCACGUGUUGCUAAAAGAGGAAGAGAGAACUUGGAUGUGGAAGAUGGAAGUUCUCAGUUUAAGUGAUUUAAUUUACGUUUGUUGAUUAGAUAGUUAUUUGUUAAAGUUUCAAAUUAUACAAAAUUUGUUCGAUUUUGAUGAUGUACCAAACUAUAUGGAAGAAAAAUUAAAAUAAAAAGCAUAUUGUCUAAAUAAAAAAAACAUGUUGUCUUUAGAAAUCAACUUUUCUAGAGCUUUAUACUUAGUGCUUAAAAAAUUAUUGAUAUAAUUCUACAUCAAUAAAAUCUACAUAUACACCAAAAACAAAAUUACAACCUAUAUUCUAAAAAAGGGCCAUAAACACUCGUCCUGUUACACAGAAAAUACAUUCUUCAAAAACAUCAAUUUGCUUCGAAAUAAAGUUGUUUUUUGGAAGCACGGAAAAUAUGAAGAGCAUUUGAAAUCAAAUGAUUUGCUCUACAAUGAAGUUCCUUGCUAGCACAUUCUUUGCAAAGUCUAAGACAUUUAUCAUAUUGAGAUGUGUUUUAUUUUUAAAAGACCAAGGGUAAGAAGAAGACAAAAAGCUGGAGAGUGAACUAGAGUUGAUGUGAAAUAUGGUUUUAUAUUUGGCCACAAUUAUCUGUUGUAGGAAGUGAUUUUCAAAAACAAAAUAAACGGUCAUUUAAAUUGGUGGAGUACUCACAACUCUCUUUAACAAUGGGAGAAUAGUUUUUCUCAAUUCUUGAUUUUUUUUUGGAUUAUUAAUUCAUUGAUUCACUUACUUGGUUAACAAGAAAUAUUUACGCAACCCAUAAAUAAUUGUUCGACACGUUCAAAAAUGUAUGUCAUUCUUACGUAAAGAUCAUGUGUUAAUCAAGUAAAUGUAGUCCAUGAAUGUACUACACGAAUGAGUCGAAAUUAAGUAAUAUCCACUUUUUCUUUGACAAAAAAAAAAUCUGAUUAGUCCAUUAAUGUAGAUUACCAUCAAUUUUGUUUUGAGGACCAACUUUUGAUCGUUGUCAAGUAUGAUGAAAGUGUACAACAGUAAUUCACAUCAUCUCCAUCUUCAUUUUCCACUUUGUAAUCUUCAUCAUCUUACUAUAUAAAAGGAACUAUUUUGAAAGCUUCUAAAGUAUGCCACAUAGGCAGAAAAUUCCUGACCAAUCAAUCUACAGCUCAUCUCAGACUGGAUUAAUAUCCAUGUCAAUUAUGAAGCCCAAACAAUUUAUUUAAAUCCCAGUCAAUACUGAAGUCAGUCCAAUAUCCAUUUACGGUAUAUGAUACCAAGAAACUAAGAAGCUCAUUCUAUUUUAUGAAAUUACAUGUUUUUGUUUAGUCUUUCGCCACAGUGACCGGAGGCGUGUUGAAUCACAAAGCUUCUCACGCAUCCCAUUAUUAUGCUAUUUUAAUUGAGGUUCUUAGUGUUGUUCUAACUUAUAUUUAAAAAUAAAUUUUAUUAAAUGUUAUAGAUUUUACUAUUAUCUUAAUAAAAUUUAAUAUAGAUUUGAUAUAUAUUAUAUCAAAUUGUAUAAACUAAUAAAAAUGAUAUAAAAUUGUAUAAUUAUCAAACAUUUGGCCUAAAUAAUAUUUUAAAAUUUUGUAGAUAUAUAAGAAACUAAAUAUCAUACGAUUAGAUAUUAGAUGUUUAAAAAUUGUAUAUUUUUAAAAGCUUUAGUAAUACAAAUUGUAUAAUUAUAUAAAAAUAAUAAUAUUACUAAAUCUGGAAUGUUAUAUAUGAAUAUAUAUUUAUUUUAUAGAUGAUGCAUAAGAUAUUACCAACAUUAAAUAAAAUUAUCCAUCUCAUGUUUAUUUUUUUAAUUGUAGAGAUGACAUGUAGCAAAAUGCCCAAAAUGACCCUAAUACCCUAGAUAUAUAGAAAAUAUAAAAAAUUUGAAAUAUAAUACAAUAAUUAUUUGUAGAUAACUGGUACGUUUAACUUUAUGGGACAAUGAGACGUCUAAUUUCAGGGAGUUAAAUCGCAUAUCUACCAGGAAAAACCAAAUCGUAAUCAUCACAAGUAUCAUUCUACGGUUACAUGAAGGUAAUAAACUAAACAUAAAGUUUAUGUCAAACUAAAUGCUUACAAAUAUUUCACUUUUUCAGGGAAACUAUCACUCACAACCACACCUGGAUCGCGCUUCUAAUUUGACAACGAUAUUGAUAUCAUACAACACUUCCAAAAGAAGAAUAAAUUGCUAUCCUAAGCCUCAUAGCAAACGACACCAGUCAACUUUUUUAAAAUUUACGUUACAAUUUUCUACGGCAAUUAAAUAGGUACAUUCAAAUACUAUUUUCUCUUACGAAUAUUAAAUUCAUCAACAUAAUUUAUUAUUCAAACUUACUUUAGUUUAUAAAAAAAAGUGGUCACCGCUUCCAACGUCUUCGCAUUAUAAAAAAAAAAAACUUAACUUACACUUUCAGAAAUUUUAAAAUUCCCAAUUUUAAUUAAACUGUUCUUUAAUUAAACAUGUAAUCUGCACGAAACGCAGACACGGGCUCUAGUCUCUUUAACAUAUGCUCACACAUCAUUGGGAUGAAACAUCUAGAUUUUGUAUUCAUUUGCAUGAUGUAUCCAAAUACAAAAAAAAAAACAUAGUUUUAGAAUUUUGAGACGAAAAUUUAUUUAUAUCCAUAUACAAUAUUUGGAUACAAAUUUUAACUGAAAACAACAUCUAAAACACGUGCAUCCAAAUAAAGUAGCCAAACGAACAUAACUUUAGUUAUAGAGUUUUUGUAUAUUUAGCGAGUAGAUUGUAUUUUCUUAAAUAUCUCUACUAUUAAGUAUAAUUCGGUAUAUCUAUCUGCAAAUUAUGUAAAGUUUUAAAAAUUUAAAAGUAAAGUUGGAUUUUGUGCGUUCCACUCUAGAUUGACCGGAACAACCAAUAGCAUAUAAAAAAAUUAAGGUUGGAUUCUUGAUUCUUGUUACUUGCUAGUGUAUAACAGUAAUUCACAUCACCUCCAUCUUCAUUUUCCACUUUGUAAUCUUCCUCAUCUCUUUAACAUAUGCUCACACAUCAUUGGGAUGAAACAUCUAGAUUUUGUAUUCAUUUGCAUGAUGUAUCCAAAUACAAAAAGAAAACAUAGUUCUAGAAUUUUGAGAUGAAAAUUUAUUUAUAUCCAUAUGCAAUAUUUGGGCACAAAUUUUAACUGAAAACAACAUCUAAAACACGUGCAUCCAAAUAAAGUAGCCAAACGAACAUAACUUUAGUUAUAGAGUUUUUGUAUAUUUGGCGAAUAGAUUGUAUUUUCUUGAAUAUCUCUACUAUUAAGUAUAAUUCGGUAUAUCUAUCUGCGAAUUAUGUAAGUUUUUAGAAAUUUAAAAGUAAAGUUAGAUUUUGUGCGUUCCACUCUAGAUUAACCGGAACAACUAAUAGCAGAUAAAAAAAAUUAAGGUUGGACUCUUGAUUCUUGUUACUAGCUAGUGUAUAUAAGAACCUUGGAGAAUGAAGAUGAAGACGAUGAACCCACUAACUUAACUCAAAACCUUUAAUAUCACGAUUUUCGAAGUUGUUCAGGACUCUGCUGACUAAAACUAAGAAUGAUACAGCGGAUGAAAACUAAUUGCGUCGAUGGAUAACACACUGCUUCAAUUCUACAAACUUAUCUCGUAACUAUGAUGUAGAAUUCUCAUUGGUAUAUAUAGGUUCAUUGCUCAUCUACAUAAAAUGCCACAUGUUUCUUUAAAUUUUACACAAUUAAUAAUAAUCAUCUAUUAUGUAACUUUUUUAGUAAUACAGUAGGUGGUGGUCAAUGCUACGUGGAUUGUCAAAGAGGCAUGCACAAAGUGUUUCCACAAAGACAAUGGCUGUUUUGCAUGUUGUGUCUGCUCCUUUAACUGAAUCAAGGACAAAUCACAGAUCCAAUCACCUUUCAUCUUUAGAACCCCAUAAAGAAAAGAGAAAAGAUUCAUCUAAAAGACAAGAGAGAAAAUGGCAGAACAGAGAUCAAGAUCAACAAAAACCUUCUUCUCUCAUCAGAUGAUUCUAUGUCUCUUUCUUGUCUCACAAGUCUCCAUCGCCUCUUGUAGCAAUACGAGUGUAGGAGUGAACUGGGGAACAAUGGCGAGUCACCAGCUUCCACCUGAAAACGUGGUGAAGAUGCUAAAGGACAAUGGAUUUACUAAGCUAAAACUGUUCGAAGCCGACCAAAACAUCUUAAACGCUCUAACUGGUUCAGACAUCGAAGUCAUGAUCGGAAUACCAAACCGGUUGCUUAAAGAAGUCGCUCAAGAUCCAGCGUUAGCAGCUUCAUGGGUAGAAGAGAACGUCACCGCUUAUUCUUACAACGGUGGAGUCAACAUCAAGUACAUAGCUGUCGGAAACGAGCCUUUCCUUCAGACAUAUAACGGAACAUACGUUGAGUUCACUUUACCAGCUCUCGUCAACAUACAAAAAGCACUAGAGGAAGCUGGUCUGAAAAACGUGAGAGUCACGGUUCCUUUCAACGCAGACAUCUACUUUUCUCCUGAAUCAAACCCUGUCCCAUCAGCUGGAGACUUUAGGCCUGAGCUCAGAGAUGUAACGAUUGAGAUAAUCAACUUCUUGUAUACACAUGAUUCUCCUUUCACGGUCAACAUCUACCCUUUUCUAAGUCUUUACGGAAACGCUUACUUCCCCGUGGAUUUCGCCUUCUUUGAUGGGAGUAACAACUCUUUGAGAGAUGGAGAUUUGGUUUAUAAUAAUGUGUUUGAUGCGAAUCUCGACACUUUGGUUUGUGCAAUGGAAAGAUACAGCUUCUUGGGGAUGAAGAUCAUCGUGGGAGAAGUUGGAUGGCCUACGGACGGAGACAAGAACGCUAACGCGAAGAGUGCAAAGAGAUUCAACCAGGGAAUGGUAAAGCAUGCUAUGUCUGGUAAUGGAACUCCAGCGAGGAAAGGAGUGAUCAUGGAUGUUUAUCUCUUCAGCCUUGUCGAUGAAGAUGCUAAGAGUAUUGCUCCGGGGACUUUUGAGAGGCAUUGGGGCAUCUUCGAGUUUGAUGGUAGACCCAAAUACGAGCUUGAUUUGUCUGGUAAAGGUGAUGAUAAGACUCUGGUUCCUGUACAAGAUGUGAAGUAUCUUCCUAAAACGUGGUGUGUUCUCGACACUAACGCGUUUAACCUCGAUGACUUGGCUGAUAACGUCGACUACGCUUGUAGCUUAUCUGAUUGUACAGCGCUUGGGUAUGGUUCCUCUUGCAACCAUCUUACAAACGUGGGCAAUGCUUCGUAUGCUUUUAAUAUGUAUUAUCAGAUGCAUGAUCAGAAAACAUGGGACUGUGAUUUCUUGGGGUUGGGUUUGAUCACUGAUGAAGAUCCCUCUGAUGAUCUUUGUGAGUUCCCUGUGAUGAUUGAUACAGGCAACUCACCGAGGUUGCAGCCUCUAUCUUCUAGAGUGUUGGCCAUGGUUAUAGUUAUUUUGGUUCUUCCCCUUUUGUAAACAGUCUUGCAAAUGAAUCUUUCAAGCUAGAGAUUGUCUCUUA
Messenger RNA from Brassica rapa (field mustard), 7490 nucleotides. RefSeq names its product glucan endo-1,3-beta-glucosidase 8. The record is from RefSeq and is a predicted model, not a curated record. Lineage: Eukaryota; Viridiplantae; Streptophyta; Magnoliopsida; Brassicales; Brassicaceae. Gene Ontology annotation, molecular function: hydrolase activity, hydrolyzing O-glycosyl compounds. Gene Ontology annotation, biological process: carbohydrate metabolic process.